UUUUUGAGUUUUUAACGAAUAUUCUUAUAGUCCUGAAUCUCCUCUUUAAUUUAAAGUUAAAUUUAAAUCCCUACCUCGACUUCAAAAAAAGUUAUGGAUCAAAAAGUAAAGUACUCCCAGCCCAACCACGCCUAUUUCUCAAAUUAAAACUUUUCUUUCAGAUUUAUGGGUAUUGGACUUUCUGAGAAAAAUGUUUCAUUAAAUCGCUUGCCUGGUUGGGACCCAAUUUCUUAUGGAUAUCAUGGGGACGAUGGAAAUUUCUUUUCGUCAUCUGGCAAGGGAGUUGAAUAUGGACCUACUUUUACUACUGGAGAUGUUAUUGGGUGUGGACUGAAUUUUGUGACUAGACAAUUAUUUUUUACGAAAAAUGGACAACAUUUGGUACUUAACUACUUAUUUAAUUUUUUCUAA
This is a messenger RNA of Meloidogyne enterolobii, 411 nucleotides long. The record is from the annotation of a GenBank genome assembly. Lineage: Eukaryota; Metazoa; Nematoda; Chromadorea; Rhabditida; Meloidogynidae.